Magnolia sinica is the source of this 2401-nucleotide messenger RNA. RefSeq names its product serine hydroxymethyltransferase 7-like. Gene Ontology annotation, cellular component: cytoplasm. Gene Ontology annotation, molecular function: serine binding; glycine hydroxymethyltransferase activity; zinc ion binding. The transcript has 4 exons. Gene Ontology annotation, biological process: folic acid metabolic process; tetrahydrofolate interconversion; L-serine catabolic process. The coding region runs from base 293 to 2011 and encodes 572 amino acids. The record is from RefSeq and is a predicted model, not a curated record. NCBI's taxonomy places the organism in Eukaryota, Viridiplantae, Streptophyta, Magnoliopsida, Magnoliales, Magnoliaceae.
GCUCGAUAUUCCCCAAAAACAAAAACCACAUCUCAAUCGUUCGCCUGGAAAGGCUCCUCCUUCCAUUCACCUCAUCCCCUCCAUUUCUAGGGUUAGGGUUUUUCUUUUUAUAUGGAAUCUUCUCCUUCAACCUCCGCACGUUGCUGCUGCAUCAUUCCCUACCUCUGUUGCGACUCCAUGAGCUGUUGUUGUUGCACCAUCUGUCGUCGCUCCUGUUCAUCUCUCUAAUUCUCAAUAUACCCAUCUCAAAAAUCUCCCCCUUUUCCCAUUUUACCCCUCUCUUCUCUCUCUCAUGGAUCUCUCACAUCACCAAUCUAAUCUAACUCUCUCCUUCCACCCGUCGAUCGCCGACGACUCCAUUGGCCGAGACCCGUCCCUGACCGUCCGAUCGAUCCCCCUUCAAUUGCUGGAGCCACAGCCGGAUAAUUCCUCCACCGUAGAUCAAGAACUGCCCGACAACAACGACGACGGAGAGCCCCGUGAUGAGGAGGAAUUCAUCAUUCUGGGCCACUCCAUGUGCUUGAAACGACGCAAGAUCGACUCCGAAUCCUCGUCAUCUGCGCUGCCCUUGAAGCGGCCCCCUGCUGAUCUUGAGACCCGGCGAGCUGCAGUUCGGUCCUGGGCCAACCAGCCCCUCUCUGCCACUGACCCCGACAUUUAUGAAAUCAUGGAGAAGGAGAAGCAGCGGCAAUUCAGGGGAAUCGAACUGAUCGCAUCUGAGAACUUCGUGUGCCGGGCGGUCCUCGAGGCGCUUGGCAGCCAUCUCACAAACAAGUACUCUGAGGGCAUGCCGGGUGCGAGAUACUAUGGUGGGAACCAGUACAUUGAUCAGAUUGAGAUGCUCUGCUGCGAGCGGGCUCUUGCGGCAUUCCACCUCGACCCCGAGGGCUGGGGUGUGAAUGUCCAGGCGUACUCAUGCACCUCUGCCAAUUUCGCGGUCUACACGGGCCUGCUUCUCCCGAAGGAUCGGAUCAUGGGGUUAGAUUCACCGUCGGGUGGGCACUUGAGCCACGGGUACUAUACACCGAGUGGGAAGAAGGUUUCAGGCGCGUCGAUCUUCUUUGAGAGCUUCCCAUAUAAGGUGAACCCAUUAACGGGGUACAUUGAUUAUGAUAGGCUUGAGGAUCGGGCAGUGGAUUUCCGUCCCAAGAUACUGAUUUGUGGGGGGAGCUCAUACCCACGGGAAUGGGAUUAUGGACGGUUUAGGCAUAUUGCCGAUAAGUGCGGCGCCGUGUUGAUGUGCGACAUGGCCCAUAUUAGUGGCCUCGUGGCUGCUCAGGAGUGCGCAAGCCCCUUCGACUAUUGUGAUAUUGUUACCUCAACGACUCACAAAAGUCUCCGGGGUCCAAGGGGAGGUAUAAUCUUUUAUAGGAAAGGGGCGAAACCAAGAAAGCGAGGGAUGUCUCUUUGUCAAGGAGAUGAAGCUGAUCAAUAUGAUUUUGAGGAGAGGAUAAACUUUGCUGUUUUCCCAUCAAUGCAAGGUGGGCCCCACAACAAUCACAUUGCAGCCCUAGCAAUAGCAUUCAAACAAGUUGCUACGCCAGAGUACAAAGCAUACAUGCAUCAGGUCAAGAAAAAUGCUCAGGCUUUAGCAUCUGCACUGAUGAAGAGAAAAUGCAAAUUGGUGACUGGUGGGACAGACAACCAUUUGUUGCUGUGGGAUCUAAGAAAUAUGGGUUUAACAGGUAAGAACUACGAGAAGGUCUGUGAGAUUUGCCACAUUACUCUGAACAAAAGUGCCAUAUUUGGUGAUAAUGGUGCUAUUUCUCCAGGAGGCGUGAGGAUAGGCACGCCUGCUAUGACAUCGAGAGGCUGUUUAGAGGGUGAUUUUGAGACAAUUGCUGACUUCCUUCUCAGGGCAGCACAGAUUGCAAGCUUUGUGCAGAGGGAACAUGGUAAGUUGCGAGCAGAUUUUCUUAAAGGUCUGCAGAACAACAAGGAUGUUGUGGAGCUUCGGAACCGUGUUGAGACGUUUGCUGCCCAGUUUGCAUUGCCGGCAUUUGACAUGUAAAUGCGUUUGAGAGUUGCUGACCAAGUGCUGUCCUUCUGCAUAUCCAAAACGCAUAUAUGGUGAGCAAUCUCAAUUCCUCAUUACCCCCUUUGGUGGCCUUCUUUUCUACACACUCUUUGUAAAUUAUAUAAGAUGGUCAUUUGUUAUUCAACGUCAGCAUAAAGUGCAAUUUUCUUGGUUCUGUCCACCUUGUUGCAUCUGGCGAGCGGAUCGGAUUCAUGUCAUUCCUCUCUUUGGCUUUUGUAGCCUCAUAGGAUGCUGUAAAUUAUAGAAGAUCGUAAAUUGAUACAAGUGCUCAUGUCGUUGAGUUGUUAUGUUUGGAGCCAUUUGUAAUUUUUUGUUUAUUGAACUCAUAUUGGAACAAUAAGUUCAGUGCAUAUUCUAUUUGCA